CGGCGGCUUCGGCGGCGGGCAGUGCCCGGGGCGGGGCCCCUGUGGCGGCGAGAUUGACUCCCAAUGAUGCAAAACAUGGCCUCAAGGGCGAUUUCGUGUGUGAAAGACAGACCCAAAAGGAAAACACGAGCAAAAUUGAUGGCCAGAGGCGUGACGCUGAGCUAGGAUUCGAGGGGUUGUCAUAGUGUGCGUUUUUGACCUGAUUAAGAUCGAGACAUGUCUUUUUGCUGUUCUUUCCCAAAUGCUCUCCAGCUGGAUCCACUUGGCUUUUAUGGUAAGGCCUUGUCAUCUGAUUAAAGCCCUGGUUUUUAUUUUUUAGUUUAUUUGAGCCUCCGCAUUUCACGGGCGUUGUAAGAAGAUUGGUAAACUCCCUUGAUGUGCAAGUCACAGCGUCAAGAAGACAUUAACUUGGAAACUCCAAAGGAAAAGGAUGGUGGGCUAGCUAGCGGAUCAGACUCUUGGGAAUACCAGUGGACCGUUGAAGCCCUUACCUGUUUCGUCUUUGGGGAUAGUGUGGAGAAAUAGGUCACUGACCUUGCACAUGGACAAAUUGAUUGAAACAUGGCCUGGGUGAAGUUCUUACGGAAACCUGGGGGCAACCUGGGAAAAGUUUAUCAGCCUGGAAGUAUGUUAUCGCUAGCCCCUACCAAGGGCUUAUUAAACGAACCAGGACAGAACAGCUGCUUUCUGAACAGCGCUGUACAGGUUUUAUGGCAGUUGGACGUAUUCCGUCGGAGUUUACGCGUUCUGUCUGGACAUGUUUGUCAGGGAGAAGCCUGCAUAUUUUGUGCUUUAAAGACGAUAUUUGCACAGUUUCAGCACAGUCGAGAGAAAGCACUUCCCUCCGAUAAUAUCAGGCACGCCCUGGCAGAGAGCUUCAGAGAUGAGCAGCGGUUUCAGCUUGGCUUUAUGGAUGACGCUGCCGAGUGCUUUGAAAAUAUCCUUGAAAAGAUUCAUUUUCAUAUUGUGCCAAAUAGUGAUUCAGACAUGUGCACCUCAAAAUCCUGCAUUCCUCAUCGGAAGUUUGCCAUGACUCUCUAUGAGCAGUGUGUGUGCCGGACCUGUGGAGCGUCCUCAGAUCCCCUGCCCUUUACAGAGUUUGUCCGUUAUAUUUCUACAACAGCCCUUUGUAAUGAAGUAGAAAAAAUGAUUGAAAGACACGAACGCCUGAAGCCUGAAAUGUUUGCAGAAUUGCUGCAAGCUGCAAACACCACUGAUGACUUUAGGAAAUGUCCUAGUAACUGUGGGCAAAAAAUAAAAAUCCGCCGUGUUCUAAUGAAUUGCCCUGAGGUCGUCACAAUUGGCUUAGUUUGGGAUUCUGAGCAUUCUGAUCUGACUGAGGAAGUUGUUCGCAAUCUGGCAACUCACCUUUAUCUUCCUGGGUUGUUUUAUAGGGUAACUGAUGAAAAUGCCAAGACUAGUGAGCUUCAUCUUGUUGGUGUGAUCUGCUAUACCAGCCGACAUUACUGUGCCUUCGCUUUUCAUACCAAGAGUUCCAAAUGGGUGUUUUUUGAUGAUGCCAACGUGAAAGAGGUUGGGACUAAGUGGAAAGAUGUGGUGUCCAAGUGCACGAGAUGUCAUUUUCAGCCACUGCUUCUGUUCUAUGCAAACCCGGACGGUUCAGCCGUGUCUACCGAAGAUGCUCUCAGGCAUGUCGUCCACUGGUCCUAUUACAAAACCGCUGCCGAUGAAGACGCGGGUUUUGAAAGGCCCUCUACUCAUAAACCAGAGAGUACCAAAGAAGAUGGAUAUAGUCAUCAGGCGAAGCAGAGAAUCAGUCCGAAAUUGCACGUCGAUGAUGCCGUGGCUUUGACGCGCGGCCCUGCCCUGGCAAGUGGUGGAAAAGGACCAGUCAAACUUGGUCAUAGUGACCAGAGGGACAAGCUCAAAGACAUUUCCAGAGAAUGUGCCCAAAGAGUCGCUGAGCAGAAAAACUUCCUCUCGUCCCAGAGAAGAGAGUUGGAGAGGGAGCAGAAGAGAGACCCUGGGAGACAGCGAGAUUUGUCCAACGAGGACCUGUCUCGCUUCAAAUCUGGAGCACCCCUCACCGCCUCAGUGAAUGGAUUUCAGCAGCACGGCAGCCAGCCUGGAUAUUCUAGCCAAGGGAGAGGGUCUUCUCGCCAUGAGCGAGCCAUGCCCCAGGGCCGGACCUCCACACAAGCGCCAAGUUCAGUCAAACCCCAGCUGGGGGAGAAGGUGCCCAGUAAAGGGAAAGGCAGCAGUGCUGCCGGAUAUGACACAGACAGCAGCCAAGACUCUCGGGACAGGGGCAGCACCUGCAGCGGCGGCAGCAGCCGCAGUCGGGCCCGCAGCUGGAAACCAAUGAGGGAGACGCUGAAUGUGGACAGCGUGUUCAGCGAUGCUGAGAAGAGACACGCCACUCCAAGGCACAGAGCAAACAGCAAAUCCAAACAUGGCCACGAUCAGAGAGGAAACAGCUGGUCCAAAGAGGUGUCCAAGCAGAAGGGCCUGAUGACCAUCUAUGAAGACGAAGGGAAGCAGGAGACCGGAAGCAGGAGUUCCCUGGACUCUGCUGGGAAAGGCCCCUUGGAGACCAAGGCUCCCGGGGACGGCGGGCAGAUGCAGAGGACCGAGUCAGGCUAUGAGAGCAGCGAUCGGGUCAGCAAUGGCUCCGCCAGCUUGGACUCCCCGCCCCGGGAGGGGAGCAGCACAGCGAGCCCCAGCGGCACGAGAGAAGCGCGGCCCGGCAGUAACCAGAUUCAGUCAAGUAAACCGAAUGUAGACAGUUUGCAGCAUAACUCCCGACAGUACAAAGACCAUCUGGAAGAUUUGAAAGAAAACAUCAGGAUUUCAGAAGUGGCCUGUGGACCCCCUGAUUUCCAUCUACAAGUAGAUAAUCCUUUAAUGAAGAGAUCUCAUGUGCAUGAUAGCGAGAAAUUUUUGUCCUCAUCGAAUCCACAGAUAUUCAAGGACCAUGAUAUAAGAGAACACAUCCCCCAACCAAAUGAAAAGCAGCUUGAAAAUUCAAUGGAAUGCCAUUUUCCUGAAAGGCUUAAUUCAGAAAGGUCUGAAAAAACCAGUCCGUCUUUGCUCAGUGCUAGGGGAUCUGUCCCCUUUCACGUCCCUGAUCAUUCUGCCUUGGCAAAGUUAGUCGACAGCGUGAAACUUCCUUUGUCCCAGUUGUCGACACACGUGAAAACGGGCGAGAACUUUGCCCAGCAAAGUCUGGGGGAACUUUGCAGCUCUGCUAAGCAGGCUGUUGCCAGCCCCUCCAAUAACGCUGGGGUGCUCGAACCUGCCACCAGCCAAAAUCUGCCACCUCCAUUGCCUCCAAAGAAGUAUGCUAAAGCCAUAGCAGUGUCACGGUUAGAGGAGUUCAGUCCUGAGCUGGAACUCUCAGGGAGGGGGAAAGCGAAGCCUCCGAGCCUCCAGAAGCAUGCCAUCAGUGCCCCUUCCCAGGUGGGGGCAGAGACAAGGCUGAAGGAAGCAGGCCAAGGGAAAGAACUUGGUGAGUCCAAACCCAGGACCCAAACCAGCCCUUCCACUGACUUCCAGACCCCUCUGGAUGCAGCUAGUAAAGGCAUUGCCCAGACAGAGCCAUGGCCCAGCGUGGCACAGCCACAUGGGAUAGUGUCCCUGACCACCUACUUUUCCGUGGACAGCUGUAUGACUGAUACGUACAGGUUGAAGUAUCGCCAGAGACCCAAGCUGUAUUUUCCAGUGAGCAGUGACGUGCAUGGAAACAAGCCUCUGUCCCAAACUGAAACGAGGCUGAAAGCUGUGUUCCAUGACCAUCUGGAGCCAGCCGAUGUAUAGGCCGGGCCUGCCGGGGGAGCCGCACUGACAGAGAAACUCCUGAGGGCAGCAGGCAGGCACUUCUCAGUCAGUCCACUCAGCCAGGAGAAGCACACCACAGUCAGCUGGUGAGAUCUGGGGGAACCUUGGCGUUCCACGUCCGUUGACCCUGGUCCCUUUGCGUCUCUUCUUCCGUGUGGACGUCGGUUGUGUUCACGGCAUUCGUGGGACUACUUGGGAUGCACUGUGCUGCAGCAGCCAGUCAGUAACCUUCAGGGUAGUUAGCUCAAUGUGUGUGCAGCUCACCAGCAGUUACACACACCUGAUCAUGCUGCCAUGUGUCUGGAGCGUGGCGGGGCUAGUCAGUGUCUGCUUACGAGGAAGCACUUUUCAUGGGUAAACAGCCAGAGGUUUCACCCACAGUCUUGUUUGUUUUUUGACUUCUGUGAUAGUCUACUACCUAUGAUACCUUCAAGUGUCUUAAAUAGAGGAACAUGUAAAUUUUAUCCUUUGAUAGCACUGGGGAGGGGGAAAGGCCUUAAUUGUGAAUGAUUUUGACACUAAAUUUUCAAAGUCAGGAACAGAAGGGAAGUAAUCUCUGCUGCUGGGAGUUCCAUUUUUGUUUCACUGAAAAUCCAUCACUGAGAAUGCCUCUUCAGCCAGUAGCAUAGAUAGUGAGCCCAUGAGUGUGGUAUGCCAUGAAUGUUACUUCAGUCAUGUAAGCUAAAAAUACUCCUGUAUUAGUCUUUAGCACAUUUAUACCUUGCAGUAGUUCUCUUACUUUUACGUGAAGCCUGAAGGUGGCAUUUUUGUUUUGUGUUUUGGGAGCUAAUAACCAAUGCUAGAAAGUGGCACCAGACCCUUAUUACAAGUCACCAAUGAGUACUUUCCAUGGCUGCCUGAAUCUUUCCCCAGAGAUUGUGAUCUAAGCUUCAUUUAGUAACUGGCCACCCAGCAAAGUGAUGUGUCUGUCCUCAAAUUUGGAAAAUUUAUACUCUUCAGAUGGUCAAUUGGAAUUCAUUGUUAAUAAAGUAUUAUUCUGAAAUGUUCUUUUAGUUUAUGCAAACAUUUUAAAGCAGAUGUCUUCUCUUUCCAGCUAGCCUUUGCAUAAAAAAUAGAGCAAUUUUCCAUUAGACAUAAAAUGGCCUGGAGUUUAAAAAAGAAAAAGUCCAGUUCUUUUGCACUAAGUCAGUGGCCUUCUUGGGAGGUACAAGGGAGCUGUGUUUUACCAACUGUAAUGAAACAGAACCCUAAAGAUAUGUGACUCAGUGUCCCUGCUUUUGUUUGCAAAGGGUCUCAAAGCCUGGAAUUUGUGUAUUACAUGAGCACUACUGAGCCUCAAGCUGUGGUCCGUCCUGGUAACUCUUCUCCUGUUAUUCUGAAUGCACCUGUUCACCAUGACCCACACUCCUUUGCUUCAUCACUCUAAUUGCUAUCAAGGAUCUUACUUCUUCUGUUACCUUAAGGGAAGAAGAAUUGAGGAAGCAGCUUGUCAGAAUGUCCAAGAAAGGGAAAAGAACAGGGGCUAGCUAGACUAGAUUUGGAGAAUUAAAGUAUUUACCAAUAAAGGAGAUCCUUCACAAGCCAAUGACCAGUACUUUAUCUUUCUAGUAUAAUUCACAAUCUGGUCUGUCCUUUCCAUUGGUCACAUGGCCAGGGAUGAUUCCUCAGCUGAUAAGGGGGAAACCUCCAAGAGGGCUAUCAAAUCCUACUUAAAAAAAAAAAUCCAGUUAAUUAAAAGAUGUGUUACUGCAAAUAACUGAAAUGGGAAAUUGUCAUUCCCUAGGUUUUCUUAUUUUAAAUUUAAUACUUUUUCAAAUUUACAAAGUAGAUCUUUUUUUCUCCUGAUCAUAAGCAUCUUAAAUUACAGUAUUUGAGAAUAUUCUGAAAUAUAGAAUAAUUUAAUUGCUACCUUUUGAUGUAAGAAUGGAAAAUAAUUACUUGUAAAGCUUGUAUGUUUGCUUGGCCUGACUUAUGUUUGUCUUCCAUUUAUUAUUCUAAAAUUUCUCAAAGGUUUGAAAUUCUUCUUGAAUGAUGGUUAGUUUAUAUCCUUACACAAUUUAGAAAGACUUGAACAUACCAAGUAAAUUGCAUUUUAUCCUUCCUCCAAAGCUGUAUUUUAAAGCUUUCAGUACUGACAUUUGUAAAUAGUGUAAAGUUUGUAAAAUUCUGUUUGAAAUAACAACGUAUUUAACUUUGCUGCUUGCAUAAUUGUAACAUCAGCAAUAAUAGACUCAUUUCAAAAGAUUCAUUAAUGUGUUUUUGGGGGAAAAAAAGUCUGCACAGAAGACUGGUAUUGUUGCUUUCAACUUGACAUCAUUCCUGAUUUCCAGAUAUUUGAAAGGUCUUUGAUACUGGCACUUUAUCAGCGCUGAGUAUACCAGCUCUUAAAUGUCAAUAGGUUAUUUCAGGUACUACUUCAGCUCCCUUAAAUACGGUCCAUUUAGUCGGAACCUUUGGUUUACAGCAUUUACUGAAUGACAUAGCAAUGGUCAAACUAGAAAAUGUCAUUACCUUUUAUAUUUGAAUGUACACUCCAUAUGCAGGCAGAAUUUCUAACUGCUAAUUUAUCAUGCACAUUUUAAACUUUUGAUUUUACUUCUAGGGUGCCUAUUUUUAUAAGUUUUGAUUUGAUUAUGAAGUUUUCAUGGUAACUUUUGUAAUGUGUUUAACAAUUCUUGUAAUGAACAAAAUGUUUUAAACUAUCUUUAGAAUGCUGUAUUUUCCUGGGAAAUCAUUUUCUUCUAGUUCAAAAUUGUUAAAUGGUAAACACCUUUUAAAUUAGAAUUGUGUGGACUUGUGUUCUUAAUA
Messenger RNA from Phascolarctos cinereus (koala), 6567 nucleotides. RefSeq names its product ubiquitin specific peptidase 53 (gene USP53). Gene Ontology annotation, molecular function: cysteine-type deubiquitinase activity. NCBI's taxonomy places the organism in Eukaryota, Metazoa, Chordata, Mammalia, Diprotodontia, Phascolarctidae. Gene Ontology annotation, biological process: response to auditory stimulus; protein deubiquitination; sensory perception of sound. The record is from RefSeq and is a predicted model, not a curated record. Gene Ontology annotation, cellular component: cell-cell junction.